AUGGUCCGUUCGUCCCUGCUCAAGUCUGCGGCCUUGGUGUCGUCGACGCUGCUGGCGUCUCUAGCUGCUGCGAACACGGGUCAAGAGACCGUCAAAAUGGCGCAUCCGUCCGGCGCAACAGCGGAGAUCGCUCUCGUCGGCGCAACUGUGAUCUCAUUUACCACGGCCGCACACCCGGACCGUGACGUGCUGUUCAUGUCGAAGAAGUCACAAGUGGACGGCUCGAACGCUAUUCAAGGCGGCAUCCCCAUCGUGUUCCCGAACCUAGAUAGCUCUAUGGGCUUCAAAGUCCCUGACCGCGGGUUUGCCCGUACCACCAAGUGGUCCGUCGUCAGCGAGCAGCCAUCGACCGAAAGAGACGAGGACAGUGUUGCCACUUUCCGUAUGGAAUCCAGCGAUGCAACGCGUCCGAUGUGGCCUUUCGAAUUCGAGCUCGAGUACGAGGUGAGGCUGAGCUCAGAUUCGAUCCAAACGAAGCUGAUUGUGCACAACACUGACUCGAAACACAUCGAGUUCGACGUGGUGCUGGACAACUACAUCCGCACCAACGACAUUCUGAAGGACAGCGUCAAAAUUGCGGGUCUGCAGAAUGUCGACUACUUUGACAGGGUGACAAAGUCGACUCAAAACGAUACGCGCGAGAGCUUCACAAUUACAAAGGGGGUUGACAGCAUCUACAAGGAUGUCUUUAAAGACGUUAUGGCCUACAUCCGAGGUGACACUUACGACCAGAUCGUAUCCGUCCACUUCUCUGCCCUGGUUUUUGGUGGCGGUCACAAACCCGACUACUUCCAAACGGAUUGCGUCAUCAGGAACCCCGGCCAGAUGAGCGCGGAGGCCAUGGAGGAUUUUGGUGACGACGAGUACCGUUACACGGUCGCCAUUGGCCCGGGAAUAGUGAGCGAGAAGCAAGUGAUUGCGCCUGGCUUCGGGUACGAGCUGAGCCAACUCAUCACGGUUUUGGAGGCUGGAAUCGAGUAA
Peronospora matthiolae is the source of this 981-nucleotide messenger RNA. The record is from the annotation of a GenBank genome assembly. Lineage: Eukaryota; Oomycota; Peronosporomycetes; Peronosporales; Peronosporaceae.